CUUGUUAUUCUUACCAAGACGAGUGCUAUCCUGCAUUAAAUUAUUGACCAAUGUCACGACGGCCACAUAAGAAAUCAAGAAAUGGAUGCAGGGAAUGCAAGGCUCGUCACAUGAAGUGUGAUGAAACACGCCCUACCUGUCUCAAUUGCUCUACAUCACAUCGAGUCUGCUCUUACCCAGACAGAUUUAUCAAUUCUCGGAACGUGACUCCUGCGCCUACUUCUCCAUAUAGCGUGGAGAGACCAGCUGCCCAAUGCAGUUCUGAGCGGAAUGUCAUCCUGUUUCCUCUAUUCCCAGUAGAUGAAAAACAGGACGACACUAUCAACAUGGCUCACCUAGAGCUUUUCAAUCACCUAGUCAAUGGUAACUGGGAAAGCUUCGGAAUCAGCCGAGAUACGUACGUAUCUAUGGCUACUCGAGAUGCUAAUAAGGCUCCGUACCUAAUGUAUGAGCUUCUAUCUAUGUCAGCACAACAUCUUGGCGCAACCUUUCCGGGAAGGAGUGAAUAUUACGGAAACCAGGCUAUUCGCUUACAAAAUAAGGCAAUUGCCCUUUUCAAUACCGCCGUUGGCCGUGAGGAUGUCACAUCAGAGAAUUGUGUACCAUAUUUCGUCUUUUCGUCAAUGCUAGGAGCGCAUCAUUUCUGCAAUGUACUGAGAUGCCCAGAAACAGACUUCAAAGCAUUGAUUGUUUCUUUAGUUGACUCCCUGAACCUAUACCAGGGCCUGAGAACGAUAUCGAGGUCAAAGUGGCACAUCGUCGCUGACUCGGAGAUCAAACCUGUCGUGGAAUCGGGACGUGCGGCUCUCCGAUACCUUGACGAAGAGAAUUACCAAACAAAAGAGGUUGAAUCCAAACGUCUCAUUCAAUUGCUGGAUGAACCUGUUGACCCAUUAGAAUCUGCCGCAGUGAAUGCUGACCGGCACGCCAUAAAUGUACUCGACUCCCUCCUGCGCUAUUAUCGAGAAGAUCAAGGAAAUAAUAACAACCUCAAGGGUGUAUUUGGCUGGCCGGCUUUGGUCAAGGACGAAUUCAAGCAUGAGCUUAUUCGAUUAAGCCCAAAGGCACUUAUAAUACUUGCACAUUACGCAGUUCUGCUAUAUUAUCAACGUGAAUUAUGGCUUCUGGGGGAUUCAGGAAGGCUUCUGGUUGAGUCUAUUCACCGAAACAUAGAUAUAUACUGGAUGCAAUGGUUAGAAUGGCCCAUGAUGGAAAUCAGUAGCGAGACUAUUAUGGGCAAGACAAGUUAGAAGCUGAGCUCGAC
Molecule: messenger RNA, 1264 nt
Organism: Talaromyces proteolyticus
Lineage: Eukaryota; Fungi; Ascomycota; Eurotiomycetes; Eurotiales; Trichocomaceae
Exons: 2
Coding region: 51-1250 (399 amino acids)
Biological process (GO): regulation of transcription by RNA polymerase II
Molecular function (GO): DNA-binding transcription activator activity, RNA polymerase II-specific; zinc ion binding
Source: RefSeq, a predicted model, not a curated record